Pongo pygmaeus (Bornean orangutan) is the source of this 1663-nucleotide messenger RNA. RefSeq names its product tropomyosin alpha-3 chain-like. Bases 1207 to 1488 code for a protein of 93 amino acids. The record is from RefSeq and is a predicted model, not a curated record. NCBI's taxonomy places the organism in Eukaryota, Metazoa, Chordata, Mammalia, Primates, Hominidae. The transcript has 5 exons.
CAGCAGCAGGUGAUUCAGCACCACACUCUUUCAUACUUCAAUCUCUGGGGCUCCUGUCUCUUUUACUGAACCUCUUCUCUCCAGGACCCCCCACAAAAGUCCAGUAGCUGCAACCUAUGUGGAUUUCAAUCUUAACCUAAGAGGGCUGGUGUGGGAGUGGGACAGAGUUGGAAUUUGAGGAUAGAAUCUAUUUCUUGUCCCCUUAUACUAGAAGGGACAUAUCUCUUUUCUUUAUCUCUUCUUGUCCUCGUAUUUUUCUCCCCCUUAUUCACUUGCCCACCCCAUCCCCCAUUUUCCACUCCUUCCUCUCCCUGUUCCCUAACCCCUUUCCCUGGCUAAUCUCCAGGGAAAGGAGACUUGGUUUCUCCUCUCUCUGUCGAGAGUCAGCUGAUGGUCUAUCUGCCUAUCUACCUCUAGUGACUGGAAGCUCUCGAUAGUGGACUCCAGCUCUGCUCUACCCACUGGCCUGGUGUAUGGUGCCAGUGGACUGGUAUCCUUGCCACCUGUUAGUAACAAGGCUCCCAAUGGAAGAAUAAACAUGGUCUGGAACUAAACUGGAAAGAAUAGAGCUGAUAAUGAUGAUUAUGAUGAUGUGGUGAGCGGCAGCAUUGGGGAGAAUUAAGAAGGGAGAAGAUAAAGGGAAGAGGAGAGAGCCACACAGACCGAGCUCCUUGAAUACCAGGAAUCAAAAGCUAAAACUCAACUAAUGGAGUUUGACCAGCAUUCAACACAGUCUGGGGGAGAGUGAAACGGGAAGCUGAAAGGCAACCAGGACCCUCUGGAUGCAAACUGCCAACCUAGAAUUGCCAAAGUACCCUUCUCUAUUUCAAUGUUCUUCCCUCCCCUCUUCCUCCUCUUUUAAAACAUCCAUAGAGCUGCCCAGAAUGAGUGGAAAGUUUUAGGGUCAGGGAGAACCUCUUCCCUCCCCCACUUUCCAUUGUCUAAAAUCAGCCUCAGCUGCUGCUAGAUUUUUUUUGCUGGUGAUGUCAGUUCAUCAAAGCGUCUCACCCUGUGUUCCCCCAGGAGAACAAUGAUGGGGUGGAGGGAGCUGGAAAGACCAUAUUAGGAACAAAAGGUGGAGCUAUGAGCACAGAUAAAGACUCAAGUCUGGGGACCUCCUGGUCACUCAGGCCGCAGCCCCUUCUUUCUUGCCCCAGUCUUCAGUUCUCCAGUGUUCACAGGUGAGCCUACCAACAGCCACUGCUCAUGAUGGAGGCCAUCAAGAAAAAGAUGCAGAUGCUGAAGUUAGACAAGGAGAAUGCUCUGGAUCGGGCAGAGCAAGCUGAAGCUGAGCAGAAGCAGGCAGAAGAAAGAAGUAAACAGCUGGAGGAUGAGCUGGCAGCCAUGCAGAAGAAGCUGAAAGGGACAGAGGAUGAGCUGGACAAGUAUUCUGAAGCUUUGAAGGAUGCCCAGGAGAAGCUGGAACUGGCAGAGAAGAAGGCUGCUGAUCUUUCUCAAGUCAGAAAGUACCCUCAGAGAUAUGUAUAAGAACAAGAAGAUAUGUAUAAGAACAGGAGAGGAAGGUUGUGGCCAGGAGCAAGCAAGAAGAAAGGUUUCUUUCCUCAAAGCUAGAGUCAGCAAACUACCACCUGUGGGUUAAAUCUUGCAACAGCCUGGUUUUGUAAAUAAAGUUUUAUCGGAACACAAGUCAUGCUCAUUCAUG